Molecule: messenger RNA, 2148 nt
Organism: Neoarthrinium moseri
Lineage: Eukaryota; Fungi; Ascomycota; Sordariomycetes; Amphisphaeriales; Apiosporaceae
Exons: 4
Coding region: 1-2148 (715 amino acids)
Biological process (GO): DNA replication initiation; double-strand break repair via break-induced replication; DNA replication
Cellular component (GO): MCM complex; nucleus
Molecular function (GO): ATP binding; single-stranded DNA helicase activity; single-stranded DNA binding
Source: RefSeq, a predicted model, not a curated record
AUGGAUCGCCAAUCUGCGUAUUCCGUCUCCGUCUUCAGCUCGGCCACGGCCGGCGAGGACACCCGCCAGCAGGUCCAGGAGCAGCUGGUCAACUUCAUCCUGACCUUCAGGCUGGACAACAAAGACCAGCUCAAAGACAAUGCUCUGCUCAAGAGAUUCUACUGCGACGUCGACAUCGGUGACCUGAUCAAGUAUAACGACGAGCUGGCUCAUCGCAUGGUCUCUGAACCCGCCGAGAUCAUUCCCCUUUUCGAAGCCGCCUUGAGAAAGUGCACACACCGUAUCCUCUUCCCCCACGAUCCCAAGGCCGUCAUCCCCGAGCACCAACUCCUGCUCCACUCGACCGCCGAAGAUGUUUCGAUACGGAAUCUCGACUCCAUGACGAUUGCCAGACUGGUCAGGGUCCCCGGCAUCGUCAUUGGCGCCUCUGUCAUGUCAUCGAAAGCCACCGAGCUCCACAUCCAGUGCCGCAACUGUAUGCACAACGCCGUAGUCCCCAUCCUUGGUGGCUUCACUGGCGCCACUCUGCCUCGCCAAUGUGGCCGCCAAAGGGCCGCUGGAGACCCGGCCGAGAAGUGUCCUCUGGACCCCUACUUUGUCGUCCACGAGAAGUCGGUAUUCGUCGACCAGCAGGUCAUCAAGCUUCAGGAGGCUCCCGACCAGGUGCCUGUGGGUGAGCUGCCGCGCCACGUGCUCAUCUCUGCCGACCGCUACCUCACCAACAGAGUCGUCCCCGGCUCCAGGUGUACCGUCAUGGGCAUCUUCUCCAUCUAUCAGAGCAAGGGCUCCAAGAGCUCCGGCGGAGGUGCCGUCGCUAUUCGUACCCCUUACCUCCGGGCUGUCGGUCUUCAGACCGAUGUCGACUCGACCGCCAAGGGCUUGUCCAUCUUCUCCGAAGAGGAAGAGCAAGAAUUCUUGGAGCUGAGCCGGCGCCCUGACCUUUACAACGUCAUGACCGACUCCAUCGCUCCUUCCAUCUACGGAAACCGAGACAUCAAGAAGGCCAUCCUAUGUCUGCUCCUCGGCGGGUCCAAGAAGAUCUUACCCGAUGGCAUGAAGCUGAGAGGAGACAUCAACGUCCUUCUUCUCGGUGACCCCGGAACGGCCAAGUCUCAGCUCCUCAAGUUCGUCGAGAAGGCUGCUCCCAUCUCCAUCUACACAUCCGGAAAGGGUUCGUCUGCCGCCGGUUUGACUGCGUCAGUGCAGCGAGACCACUCGACUCGCGAGUUCUAUCUCGAAGGCGGUGCCAUGGUUCUCGCCGACGGUGGAGUCGUCUGUAUCGAUGAGUUUGACAAGAUGCGUGAUGAGGAUCGUGUCGCCAUCCACGAAGCUAUGGAGCAGCAGACCAUUUCCAUUGCCAAGGCCGGCAUCACUACCAUCCUCAACGCCCGUACAUCCGUACUGGCCGCCGCCAACCCCAUCUUUGGUCGGUACGACGAUCUGAAGUCGCCUGGAGAGAACAUCGAUUUCCAGACCACCAUCUUGUCACGUUUUGACAUGAUCUUUAUCGUCAGGGACGAACACACGCGAGAGAAGGACGAGCGGAUCGCAAAGCACGUCAUGGGGAUCCAUAUGGGUGGUCGCGGUCUGGAGGAACCCGUCGAGGGCGAGAUUCCAGCCGACAAGAUGAAGCGCUAUCUCUCAUACUGCAAGUCUCGAUGCGCACCUCGCCUUUCUCCCGAGGCAGCAGAGAAGCUCUCGUCCCACUUCGUAUCCAUCCGGAAGCAGGUACAUGCCUCCGAGCUUGAGGCAAACACACGGUCUAGCAUCCCCAUCACUGUCCGUCAGCUCGAGGCCAUCGUCCGUAUCACCGAAUCUCUCGCCAAGCUCACGCUCUCGCCUGUUGCCACGGAACAACACGUUGACGAGGCCAUCCGGCUCUUCCUAUGCUCUACCAUGGAUGCUGUGAACCAGGGCAGCAACCAGGGCAGCCGCGAGUUGAACGAGGAGGUCAACCGCCUCGAGGCCGAGCUCAAGAGGCGCUUGCCAAUCGGCUGGAGCACGAGUCUUGCGACCCUGAGGAGGGAGAUGGUCGAAGGCAAGGGCUUCAGCGAGCAGGCUCUGAACAGGGCACUCAUGAUCCUGCAGAGGAGAGAUACCAUCAUGUUCAGGAAUCAAGGCGCGCAGGUCUACCGCAACGGUGCCUAA